AUGGCUGAGAACAACUCCUCCGGUGCGGCUCCUGGCCAGACUGGCUACGAGACCGGUGCCCAACAGCACAUGCCACCACCUUCUGUCCCAUCAUUGACCAUUCCACCAAACAACAACCCUGUUCCUACUCCCGUCGAUCUUGAUGGGAUUCUGUCUCCGACAAGUGCUGGUGGUCAAGUCCGCCGAUCCGCACCUGAGCCGAACAAAAGAGCUUUGUACGUGGGUGGAUUGGACCCACGGGUGACAGAGGAGGUUUUGAAACAAAUCUUUGAGACCACUGGUCAUGUGCAGAACGUCAAGAUCAUCCCAGACAAGAACUUCCAAUCUAAAGGAUUCAACUACGGCUUCGUCGAGUACGACGACCCAGGUGCGGCUGAGCGUGCCAUGCAGACUCUCAACGGACGUCGCGUCCAUCAGCAGGAGAUUCGCGUGAACUGGGCCUACCAAGCCAACACUGUGACCAAGGAGGAUACCACCAACCAUUUCCACAUUUUCGUCGGUGAUCUAUCCAACGAGGUCAACGACGAAGUCCUCCUCCAGGCAUUUUCCGCUUUCGGUACCGUCUCUGAGGCUCGUGUGAUGUGGGACAUGAAGACUGGUCGUUCUCGAGGUUACGGUUUCGCUGCUUUCCGGGAUCGCGCCGAAGCUGAGAAGGCUCUGAGCUCAAUGGAUGGCGAAUGGCUCGGCUCUCGCGCCAUUCGAUGCAACUGGGCCAACCAAAAGGGUCAACCCUCCUUCUCUCAGCAGCAGGCCAUGGCCGCCAUGGGUAUCACCCCGACGACUCCUUAUGGCCACCACUCUUUCCCGACUCAAGGCGCGCAGUCUUACGAGAUGGUCCUCGCGCAGACUCCCAGCUGGCAAACCACUUGUUACGUCGGAAACCUGACUCCCUACACCAGCCAAAACGACCUUGUUCCGCUCUUCCAGAACUUCGGCUAUGUCACCGAGACCCGCUUCCAGUCCGACCGCGGCUUCGCCUUCAUCAAGAUGGACACCCAUGAGAACGCGGCCAAUGCCAUUUGCAACCUCAGUGGAUACAAUGUCAACGGUCGUCCCUUGAAGUGCAGCUGGGGCAAGGAUCGACCUCCGACCGGUCAAUUCGAUGCUUACUCCCCUGCUGUUGGCACUCCUCAAGCCGGUGGCUUCCCUGGCGCACCGCAAGGCUUCUUCCCGCAGUAUGCUCAGGGCGCAGCUGGUCUCUCCGCUUUGUCUCCUGGAGGUACGUGUGAUCUUUUAUUCUUGUAUCCUUCUGAUGGCUCACCUACUAACAUUUUUUUUCUCUAA
Messenger RNA from Dissoconium aciculare CBS 342.82, 1284 nucleotides. RefSeq lists its product as uncharacterized. The coding region runs from base 1 to 1284 and encodes 427 amino acids. The record is from RefSeq and is a predicted model, not a curated record. Lineage: Eukaryota; Fungi; Ascomycota; Dothideomycetes; Mycosphaerellales; Dissoconiaceae. The transcript is spliced from 2 exons. Gene Ontology annotation, molecular function: RNA binding.